CCGGACCAAGCAAAUAACAAAAGAUAAAAUUGGUCAACGAAAAGUCAGCUAUAAUCUCUGCUCUCCACAACAAAUUAACAAUGAAGCUAGAGGUGUGUGGGAGAAUGGGUUGGCACACACGGGUCACAGUUUCACAGACACGCGGCUCCUCGAUGGUUGUCUUCCGCCGACAGCCGCCGCGUGUAUGUCCUUCCCAUACGGAAUCUGCCACGUUGCGUUUGUAUAAUCUGCCUGACUAGGGCUUUAGCAGUGUAUAAGAGACGAGACGAGACGCGAUUCACCGGAGAGUCAAAGAGGCAAGGAGGAGAAAGCCAAUGGCACAUGCCACGUUUACGUCGGAAGGGCAGAAUAUGGAGUCGUUUCGACUCUUGAGUGGCCACAAAAUCCCAGCCGUUGGACUCGGCACGUGGCGAUCUGGGUCUCAAGCCGCCCACGCCGUUGUCACUGCAAUCGUCGAGGGUGGCUAUAGGCACAUAGAUACAGCUUGGGAGUAUGGUGAUCAGAGAGAGGUCGGUCAAGGAAUAAAGAGGGCGAUGCACGCUGGCCUUGAAAGGAGGGACCUCUUUGUGACCUCGAAGCUUUGGUACACAUUAAUUUUAAGAAAAAUGAUUAAUUUAUCAUCGCCACUGAUGAAUGUUUUGGUUGGUACAUGUUUAAACAAAAGGUGCACUGAGUUAUCUCCUGAGAGAGUGCGUCCUGCUCUGCAAAACACCCUUAAAGAGCUUCAAUUAGAGUACCUUGAUCUCUACUUGAUUCACUGGCCUAUCCGGCUAAGAGAAGGAGCCAGUAAGCCACCAAAGGCAGGGGACGUUCUUGACUUUGACAUGGAAGGAGUUUGGAGAGAAAUGGAGAAUCUUUCCAAGGACAGUCUCGUCAGGAAUAUCGGUGUCUGUAACUUUACAGUCACUAAGCUCAAUAAGCUGCUAGGAUUUGCUGAACUGAUCCCUGCCGUUUGCCAGAUGGAAAUGCAUCCUGGUUGGAGAAACGAUAGGAUACUCGAAUUCUGCAAGAAGAAUGAGAUCCAUGUUACUGCCUAUUCUCCAUUGGGAUCUCAAGAAGGCGGGAGAGAUCUGAUACACGAUCAGACGGUGGAUAGGAUAGCGAAGAAGCUGAAUAAGACACCGGGACAGAUUCUAGUGAAAUGGGGUUUGCAGAGAGGAACAAGUGUCAUCCCUAAGUCAUUGAAUCCAGAGAGGAUCAAAGAGAACAUCAAAGUGUUUGAUUGGGUGAUCCCUGAACAAGACUUCCAAGCUCUCAACAGCAUCACUGACCAGAAACGAGUGAUAGACGGUGAGGAUCUUUUCGUCAACAAGACCGAAGGUCCAUUCCGUAGUGUGGCUGAUCUAUGGGACCAUGAAGACUAAACCGAACCCGAGAAUCAAACAUAACUAUGUAAGGAAUGUGUUUGUUGUAACUUGUAAGAUAUCAAAUGUACAUUUUCUGAAAAUAAAAGAAAGCAGUCUCCCGUAUAACCUAAAAA
Arabidopsis thaliana (thale cress) is the source of this 1480-nucleotide messenger RNA. Its product is annotated as NAD(P)-linked oxidoreductase superfamily protein. Gene Ontology annotation, biological process: tropane alkaloid biosynthetic process. The coding region runs from base 315 to 1364 and encodes 349 amino acids. Lineage: Eukaryota; Viridiplantae; Streptophyta; Magnoliopsida; Brassicales; Brassicaceae. The transcript has 7 exons. The record is from RefSeq and is marked reviewed. Gene Ontology annotation, molecular function: oxidoreductase activity.